UGAAAUUUGAAUCUGCCGGGGAAAAAAGGACUCCACCACAGCACGGACUCCACGUUCAGCACCGGGCAGAACCACCGACCCUCACCUCUCUGCUGUGCAUCGUCCGAGAGCACCACUGGCACCAGCAGACAACCACACAUCAUGCCCAGGGACGCGCUGGACUCCUCCGGCGCCUUCAGUGGAAGUUUUCUCUCCUUGUCUGGCCAAGACAAGCAAGUGCUGCAAGCCUACGAUUCAGAGCUUCAGAACCUGCGCAGCAAGCUGCAAUUGGAAACGAAACACAGACAUCAGCUCGCUGAGCGAUGUGAUCAGCUAGAGACCAUGCUCAUCAGUCAGCAAGAGAACAUCAUGCGGCUGGAGCGUUGUCUGCAUCUUGUGCAGUCGCAGCUCGAGCACCAACAUGGCAAACACCAACAGCAGCAACAGCCGCAGCCAUCACACAACAAGGCCUCACAGAAGAACCAACAGCCUGCCUCACAAUCAAACGGCCAGGCAACCACCAUUGAGCUAACCCUAUCGAAACUCAACAACAGCUUCGGCCUCACGCUUGCUGGCGGGCGGAAGUCGCCUGUGCGUUGGCUGUAUGUGCACAGCGUUCAUAAGGACGGCUUUGCAGCGAAGGAGGGCAGCAUUCGCGCCGGUGACCGUGUGCUCGAGAUUAAUGGCAUUACGACGGAGGAAAUGACAAAAACAGAGGCAGAGGAACACAUGUACAGAAUGGACAGAGCGCGGCUGAAGCUCAGCAGGUCUCCUGGGUUUGUGCUGUCACUGAAGCACCAAGGCGUGAGCCUGGACAAGGCACCACGGGAUGAGCUGAAGGUUCUGGCCACUUCCACAUCGCACUCACCCAUGGACGCCAACGACUUUGAUGCACACGCGAACGGGCGCAGCACGCGUGUCGGUGCACUUGCAUCGCUGAGCGUGAACACCAUCCACACGCGCGACACAACAAAAGCUGGCGCGCGCCUACACCAGAAGGCGAAACCGCUCGCCUCCCCGCCGAAGCGCCGCGUCACAUUUGCCACCAGCGCGCGAAGCAAGAUCUUCGAGGAGGGUGACAGCAAGCUGCCUGAUGACAGCUUCUGUGUUCCACUUCAGCCUGCAGACAUCACACCAGCAUCGCCAGGGAUUCGUGUGGCUCAGCUGGAUGACCUGUCGUCGUCAUUCAACUCACAGGCGUCAGCGGAUACGGAUGAGGAGCCCGAUGAGUCGUUUGAAACAGAAUCAGAUCUCCCAGAUGACAUGCAGCCCCUCUUUGAGGAGUGCAAGCAAUCUUGUCCAGGAUUUGCUGUCAAGUGCAUCCGCCUGGAAAAGUCCAACAGCAACAGCAGCGGCAACAACGCCAACAGCAGCAACAGCAGCACUAGUAGCAACAACAACUCCCUCAACGACUCUGACAAUGCCGACAUUGGUCCGUACAUUGUCUCCGUGCGUCCCGGUGGUGCUGCUGCUCGCUCCAACAAGAUCAAGUUGGAAGACCAGCUCCUUGCUGUUGACGGCGUGGACGUCCGGUACAUGGACACGCGCGAUGUCAUCACGUAUCUGCAAGAGACCAAGGCCGUUGUGCACUUGAUUGUGGCGCGCAAGAAGAGUCGCAAGCACGCUAAUGGCUCCAGCCCACAGACAAUGCUCUAA
Salpingoeca rosetta is the source of this 1635-nucleotide messenger RNA. RefSeq lists its product as uncharacterized. Gene Ontology annotation, molecular function: protein binding. The transcript is spliced from 16 exons. Bases 142 to 1635 code for a protein of 497 amino acids. NCBI's taxonomy places the organism in Eukaryota, Choanoflagellata, Craspedida, Salpingoecidae. The record is from RefSeq and is a predicted model, not a curated record.